Molecule: messenger RNA, 1161 nt
Organism: Dreissena polymorpha
Lineage: Eukaryota; Metazoa; Mollusca; Bivalvia; Myida; Dreissenidae
Product: RYamide receptor-like
Exons: 2
Coding region: 1-1161 (386 amino acids)
Biological process (GO): G protein-coupled receptor signaling pathway
Cellular component (GO): plasma membrane; neuron projection
Molecular function (GO): neuropeptide Y receptor activity; neuropeptide binding
Source: RefSeq, a predicted model, not a curated record
AUGUCAGAAAGUAUACUUGAGUAUUGUGGAAAUAUUUCGACGGAAAAUAACGCCAGUGGACCUUUUCAUAUAUCGGAAUAUGUGCAAGUGCUGAUUAUUGUGAUGUAUUUAUUUGUUAUUGUCAUUGCCAUCGGCGGAAAUGGAAUCGUGUGUUUUCUGGUAUACAAGUAUAAACGAAUGCACACGGUGCCGAACUAUUUUAUUGUGAACUUAGCAAUAAGUGAUAUAAUAAUGGCCUUAUUUUGUAUUCCGUUUACCUUCAUUGCAAAUCUUAUUCUGAACUAUUGGCCUUUCGGCGAGGUUCUUUGUCCAAUAGUCUUGUACAUCCAGACGGUUGCCGUGUUCCUUAGUGCUUACACCUUGGUGGCCAUGAGCAUAGAUAGAUACAUAGUCAUCGUGCAUCCAUUUAAACCUCGGAUAUCAAUCAAACAAACAGUGUUAACAAUAUUUGCAAUUUGGGUUUUAUCAUUCGCCAUUCCGUUGCCGACGUAUUACAAGUCCAGUGUGAUAUAUCAUUCAAAUACAAGUGGUCAAUGUCGUGAAGACUGGGGAAAUAAUACGCACCAAUACACAUACGGACUGUUAUUAAUGGUCUUGCAUUACUUUGCGCCCCUUAUGCUUCUGCUGUUUUGUUACUCAUGGAUAGGAUACACGAUCUGGGUAAAAAAUAUACAUGGUACAGACAGAAGUCAGAGAAAACUACAACUAGCGACAGCUAAGAAAAAGAUGAUUAAAAUGAUGGUUACAGUAGUGCUGUUCUACGCGUUAUGCUGGCUUCCGCUUCACACAUUAACUCUUAUUGGCGACCACAACCCAUCCAUCUACAACAACAAAUACAUACCGAUACUUUGGAUAAGCUUUCACUGGCUCUCAAUGUCAAACAGCUGCUAUAACCCUUUGAUAUACCUAUGGAUGAGUCCAAAGUUCAGGGCUGGACUGAAGCUAGCCAUGGAAAGCUGCUACAGUCAUAAGAAAAGCCGUUGCUCAUCGGACGAACAGAUAUUUCAAAAGAUUCACGCGGUGUUCCCGCGACUGCGAAUAGAGCUACAAAUGGAAGAGAGUGUGAUCAACAACAAUAGGCCACCACGAGGGAGGAUUAUGUUUGAGGACCUGAUGUCUGGAGAUGAUAUCAUUCCCAGAAGUAUUCAUAGUGACACUUAG